CGUUCCUUCUCCACACUCCAGUAGGAAAGAGAGGGAGGGUCAACAUGGCGUCCGAGCAGGAGAGCGCCAACGGGCCUGUGAAGAAGUCCAUGCGGGAGAAGGCCAUCGAGAGACGCGGCGCCAACAAGGAGCACAACAGUAACUUCAGGGCGGGCUACGUGCCCAUCGAGGAGGAGCGUCUGCACAAGACGGGCCUUCGCGGGCGCAAGGGGAACAUGGCCGUGUGUGUCAUCGUGCUCCUCUUCCUCCUUGCUUUGAUUAACCUCAUCAUCACUCUUGUCAUAUGGACGGUGAUUCGCAUCGGUCCAAACGGGUGCGACAGCAUGGAGUUCCAUGAGUCGGGUCUGCUGCGCUUCAAGCAGAAGGCGGACAUGGGCGUGGUUCACCCACUGCACAGGAGCACCGUCGGGGGCCGUAAGGACCAGGACCUUCAUAUCGUCGGCAACAACAACCCAGUGGUGUUCCAGCAAGGCACCUCCAAGCUGAGCGUGGAAAAGGACAAGACGUCAGUGGUCAGCGACACCGGGAUAUCCUUCACGGAUCCCCGCACUCAGACCACCUUCUUCAGCACAGACUACGAAAACCACGAGUUCCACCUGCCCAAAGGCGUCAAGGUGCUCAGUGUCAAGAAGGCCUCCACGGAACGGAUCACCAGCAGCGCCGCAUCGGACCUGAACAUCCGUGGGGACGGCAAGGCCAUCAUUCGCGGCAACGAGGGCGUCAAUAUCAUGGGCCGUACUGUCGAGUUCAAAAUGGGCGGCGACAUCGAGCUCAGAGCCGAGAACAGCAUCGUGCUGAACGGCUCGGUCAUGUUCAACGCAACGCGAAUCCCCAACUCGGCGGGCGACGUGUACUUCGACGAGGGCGUGGAGCGCUACAAGCUGUGCAUGUGCGCCGACGGCACGCUGUUCCGCGUGCAGGUUAAGUAUCCCAACAUGGGCUGCCAGACCUCAGACAACCCAUGCCGGAACACCCACCAAGGACUGUAACCUCACCCCCACCCUCUGCCUCUCGAUCACUAAAACAAAAAAAAACUGUAUUCAUGGUUUACAUGAUCAGUGUUUCAUUUGACCGUCCAGUAUUAUUUUUAUUAUUUAUAUCCUAGAGAGUUGCACAGGGACUUAUUUGGCAGCUGUGUGUGUGUGUGUGUGUGUGUGUGUGUGUGUGAUGCGUUUACUGACCACUAAUCGAUUAGUAGGAUUGUAUGCGCUGCAGUCAAAGCUCUCAAACUGUCAAUCAUUAAACUGGCAUCACGAGGAGAGAUUUACAUGGCAUGGAUAGGAUGUGUAUGUGCUGUAUGCUCUCAAUACAUCUGCACGAUCGAAUAAGAUCCGAUCCGUAUCUGUCAAAAUAUUUGCUACUACUCUCACAGGUACGAUGUGGUUAUUCGAUACUGUUCAAUUAACCCUCCUGUUAUAUUGUGGGUCAGAAAUUUACCCGUUUAAAAAUGACAAUAUUUGUUUUCUUUUAAAUAGAAAAGGAAUGGGUACAACUUUUUUUAAUUUCUAUUUUUAUUAUAACUUUGGGUCAAAUUGACCCAUUUUAAAAGAAGAAAUUCUAGCCAAAGAAAAUUGAAAUGUAAAAUAAAAAUCAGAUGUCAGGAAAAGAAUACUAGAACAUCUGAACUUUAUUUGGGGUUAAUCAGAGGCAAUUUAAAUAGUGGCACGGGUGUGUCGACUCCUUUUUAGCAUGAGUUUGAACAUGAUUGAUUAAUUCUGAACAACCGUAAUCUCUAAUUAAGAGGGUGUGCGCACUUGUGCAAUCACAUCUCAGUUUAUUUUUACUUCCAGUAGUACAGGUUAUAGGCCAAAUUAAUGCCAGAAAAAGUUUUGAAAUAAUUUAUCGUGGUCUCAUUAUUUUUAUCACAAAAACCCUCCCUUUGAACAGGGGUGUGUAGAAUUUUUAUAGAAUUUUAUAUUAUUAUUGGAUCGCUUUUAUGACUAAACAUCCAGCACACGCAUGUUUGCCCAUGGACAUUUUUUCGAGAGAAACAAACAUAGCAGGAGGGUUAAUACUACCAAAGUGAGUAUUAUUUGGAUUUUGUGCAAUCAAAAUGAUUGAUUGGAAAAUCUGUAUAUCAUUUGCUUGAAAACAUUGUGGUGUGUUUGUUUGAAUAAAAGAAAUGGCGUGUCA
Molecule: messenger RNA, 2133 nt
Organism: Phycodurus eques (leafy seadragon)
Lineage: Eukaryota; Metazoa; Chordata; Actinopteri; Syngnathiformes; Syngnathidae
Gene: sgcb
Product: sarcoglycan, beta (dystrophin-associated glycoprotein)
Exons: 6
Coding region: 45-989 (314 amino acids)
Biological process (GO): muscle organ development
Cellular component (GO): sarcoglycan complex; sarcolemma
Source: RefSeq, a predicted model, not a curated record